AUGAAGACCUCAUUUGCCGCCCUUGCUCUGGCCCUCUCUGGCUCUGCCAUGGGUGCCCCGUUCUCUAACGGCACUCACGUUGCAUCCAACUCUUCUGCUGUGUCGACUCCUGUUCAUCUGUCGACCAAGCCAGCUCUCCCCAGCCUCUUUGCUGCCUCCAGCUCUGCAUCGCCAUCGUCCUCUGCCACUCCGUCUUCUGGGUCCAGGCCUUUGACCUCGGCGCCAGUCCCCAGCGGCAGUGCUGUGAGGCGCGGAGAGGACAUCUCCAUCCCGACGGACCUCCCGUCCCUGGCCUCGGAUGCUCAGUCAGUGGCUGUAGCCCUCGCUUCUCUCGGCGCUAGCGCCCAGAAGCGUGGCGAGUCUCUGUCAAUUCCCACAGACCUUCCAUCUCUUCUGGCUGAUGCCCAAUCCAUCGGCAGUGCUAUCGCCUCGGGGGGUGUCCAGAAGCGCGGGGAGUCGCUUUCCAUUCCCACCGAUCUCCCUUCGUUGAUUUCUGAUGCUCAGUCGGCCGCUGCUGCGCUGGCCUCCGCCGGAGCCCAGAAGCGCGGCGAAUCUCUGUCGAUUCCCACAGACCUUCCGUCUCUUCUGGCUGAUGCCCAAUCCAUCGGCAGUGCUAUCGCCUCCGCGGGUGUCCAGAAACGCGCCGCCGAGUCCCUUCCUAUCUUGACCCCCACUGGUGCCCCCACUCCUACCGCUCCCCUUGGAACUGGCUUGCCUAAGCCUUUCAGUUCUCUUUUCGCUUCAUCUUCUGUGACUGCUUCAUCUUCUGUGACUGCUUCCUCUUCUGGUAUUGCUUCUACUCCUGGCUCUGCUUCUUCGUCCGGUGUUAGAUGGCCAACUGGCAGUCCUCUUGUCUGA
Messenger RNA from Penicillium samsonianum, 858 nucleotides. RefSeq lists its product as uncharacterized. NCBI's taxonomy places the organism in Eukaryota, Fungi, Ascomycota, Eurotiomycetes, Eurotiales, Aspergillaceae. The record is from RefSeq and is a predicted model, not a curated record. The coding region runs from base 1 to 858 and encodes 285 amino acids. The transcript has a single exon.